Molecule: messenger RNA, 1252 nt
Organism: Branchiostoma belcheri (Belcher's lancelet)
Lineage: Eukaryota; Metazoa; Chordata; Leptocardii; Amphioxiformes; Branchiostomatidae
Product: tubulin-specific chaperone A-like
Exons: 4
Coding region: 118-462 (114 amino acids)
Biological process (GO): tubulin complex assembly; post-chaperonin tubulin folding pathway
Cellular component (GO): microtubule cytoskeleton; cytosol
Molecular function (GO): beta-tubulin binding
Source: RefSeq, a predicted model, not a curated record
CAUGCGUGCUGAGUUAGUCUGCCAUUUUGAAUUUUCCGCCGGGCCAGUGUCUGAGUCAUUCUCUCUCUUCAGACAUUUCUACAGGUGUAUCUACUCCAGAAUCCUCAAGAACCAACCAUGUCUGCUACCGACCCAAGACUGAGACAGAUCAAGAUCAAGACAGGGGUCGUCAAAAGAAUUGGCAAGGAGAAGACAAUGUAUGGAAAGGAGGUACUUAAGGAAGAAGAAAGACUUGAGAAGUUCAAGACUGAAGGGAAAGAUGAACACGACAUUAGAAAGCAGGAGGAGGUUUUACAGGAGUCCAAGAUGAUGAUCCCAGACUGCCGCCGCCGGCUGAUGGCAGCGCAUGAAGAGCUCACGAAAAUGCUGGAGGAAGAAGCAGACCUGAAUGAGACAGAAGAGUUCAAGGCAGCUCAGGAGGUCCUAGAGGAUGCAUCCAAACAGCUUGCAGAGGUCCAGUAGGAGCAUCCCAAUAAGCCUGUAAACCCAGGCUACAAGUCUUGCUACAGUACACACAUGUGGUCUUAUGUUACCUUUCAGUGUGGCCUCCUGGUUUCUGCACUGCUCCUUUUCCAUGUAUGGAUAGUAUCCCAUAGUGCAUUGUUCUCUCUCCAAAUAUGGUAGUAGUAGUGUCCUACCCUACACUGGGAAGAAAAGGUGAUUGACAUGAGAUUUCUGAAUGAAGAACUUUCUAGAUACUGAUAAGGUAACUUGGGGUGAUUAAGGAUUAUAGUUAGAAAUCUUGAGCUUUAUAAUUCUGUCUACUAACUAUGCAGGGUUUGUGUGUGUAAAAGGAUGUAAUUCUAGAAAAUCUGAGCAAAAAUCUGAACUGAAGACAAUUUAUUUGUUACUUCAGGAUGUACUGAAAUAAUGGUAACGGUACUAACCAUUUUCCAAGUGUAAUUGUUUUGCACUAGUGAGUAACUUUACUUCUCAAACAACAACAUUGAAAAACAACAUCUUUGAAAUAACAACUAUUCACCAAUGCAUUAUAGUCGAAACCUGAGAGAGAAAAAUCUUGCAUUGUUGUGGCUGCUGUUGGUUCUUCGAUUAUCUACAAUCUUGUCACUUUUUAAACAAAAAUUGAGUUUUUUCUGAUUCCAUAAUGUAAAGCUUAUAGUGCACUGCAGAUUAUUGAAUGGAUCUUGAACUAUAGAUAUCAAUGUUUGAUUUUAUUUAAUGUGUGGGUGUGAAAUAACAUUCCAUGUUUUGAUUCUGAAUUAAGAAAGAAUACAAAAAGGUUUUGUCUCAA